This is a messenger RNA of Papaver somniferum (opium poppy), 2489 nucleotides long. RefSeq names its product cellulose synthase-like protein E6. The transcript is spliced from 7 exons. Gene Ontology annotation, biological process: cellulose biosynthetic process; plant-type primary cell wall biogenesis. Bases 65 to 2329 code for a protein of 754 amino acids. The record is from RefSeq and is a predicted model, not a curated record. Lineage: Eukaryota; Viridiplantae; Streptophyta; Magnoliopsida; Ranunculales; Papaveraceae. Gene Ontology annotation, molecular function: mannan synthase activity; cellulose synthase (UDP-forming) activity. Gene Ontology annotation, cellular component: trans-Golgi network; plasma membrane.
UAUACAUAGAGUGGGAGAGUAAAACACUUCACCACUCGCUAGAGAUAGAGAGAUAGAGAGAGAGAUGGGAAGCAGAGAGAUCAGUGGUAGUGAACAUGAACUACCUCUGUUUGAAACAAAGGAAGCUAAGCUUGGUAAGUUGGGGUACAGGUUGUUUGCAGGAAGUAUAUUUGUGAAUAUUUGUUUGAUUUGGGUAUAUAGAGCUACACAUAUCCCUGGAAUAAGUUCAUUGUCUUUGGGCGUUGACGAAGAACUAGGAGUGCCAAAGAGAUGGGUAUGGAUUGGUCUCUUGCUUUCCGAGGUCUGGUUUGGUCUUUACUGGAUCCUCACUCAAUCUAUUCGCUGGAAUAACAUCAAGCGUUACACCUUCAAAGACAGACUCUCACUCAGAUAUGGAGAGAAUUUGCCAGGGGUAGACAUAUUUGUAUGUACGGCGGACCCAACAAUAGAACCACCAACACUUGUGAUCAACACUGUGUUAUCGGUCAUGGCUUACGGUUACCCACCUGACAAAUUGAGUGUUUAUCUCUCCGAUGACGGUGGAUCAGAACUGACAUUUUACGCUCUGUAUGAGGCCUCCAUUUUCUCAAGACAUUGGAUACCGUUUUGCAAGGAGUUCAAAGUGGAACCAAGAUCUCCAGCCGCUUACUUUGCCCAAGUAUCUGACCCACCUCCUUCUCUGAAAAAUCAAAGCAUUAAGGACUGGCUGACAACUAAGCGACUAUACGAAGAUAUGAAAAAUCGAAUUGAAGCAGCAAUUAAAUUAGGUAAGGUUUCAGAAGAAAUCAAGAAACAACACAAAGGAUUCUCAGAAUGGACCCCUGAAAUUACUAAGUGUGACCAUCAAACGAUUCUUCAGAUAUUGAUCCACGGAAGAGAUGCAAGUUCAGUCGAUACAGAUGGGAAUCAACUUCCAACUUUAGUUUACUUGGCGCGUGAGAAGAGAACACAGCACUCUCACAACUUCAAAGCUGGGGCCAUUAAUGCAUUGUUAAGGGUGUCAUCCGAGAUAAGUAGUGGACAGAUGGUUCUAAGUGUGGACUGUGAUAUGUAUUCGAACGAUUCAAAAGCAUUAAAAGACGCACUAUGUUUCUUCAUGGAUGAAAAGAAAGGCUAUGAUAUUGCAUUUGUGCAAUGCCCGCAAAACUUCAACAACGUUACUAAGAGUGAUUUAUAUGCUAAUGGUUUUAGAGUGAUCAACAACGUGGAAAUGACAGGUUUAGACGGAUUCGGGGGAUCUAUAUACAGUGGAACAGGGUGUUUUCAUAGAAGAGAAACUAUAUGUGGAAGAAAAUUUACUGAAGAUUACAGAGAAAAUUGGAAUCGAGAAAUCGAUCCUAUUAAGGCAAAAAGAAGUAUAACUGAGUUAGAGAAUGCAUCAAAAGUUCUUGCAGAUUGUACAUACGAGGAAAACACCCAAUGGGGAAAUGAGAUGGGUCUGAAAUAUGGGUGUCCUGUAGAAGAUGUUAUAACAGGAUUAGCAAUACAAUGCAGGGGAUGGAACUCGGUUUAUUUCGACCCUGAAAGAAAAUGCUUUCUUGGUGUUGCUCCUGUAACACUGGAUCAAGCUUUAAUUCAAUAUAAGAGAUGGUCUGAAGGUUUAUUUCAGAUUUUUCUCUCGAAGUAUUGUCCAUUCACAUAUGGCUAUGGAAAGAUAAAACUAGGUCUUCAAAUGGGUUACUGCAUAUACUGUUUAUGGCCUCCUAAUUCAUUCCCAACCAUCUUUUACUUGGUUGUUCCUUCUCUUUGCUUCCUAAAUGGCAUCCCUUUAUUCCCAAAGAUGUCUAGUUUAUGGUUUCUACCUUUUGCAUAUGUGUUCGGCGCCACUAGCUUAUACAGUCUUUAUGAGGCUCUGUCAGUUGGAGAUACAAUUACAGAAUGGUGGAAUCUACACAGGAUCUGGGUAUUCAGAAGGCUAACAUCCUUCCUUUUUAGCUUUGUUGACACUGUGAUCCGCCAAUUGGGUUUCUCCCAAACAACAUUUGUAAUUACUCCCAAAGUUGUAGAUGACGAGGUUCUCAAGAGAUACGAGAAUGAGAUGUUGGAAUUUGGCAACACGUCUCCCAUGUUUGCUAUCAUAUCAACUGUUGCAGUUUUGAAUCUUGUUAUGCUGCUCGGUGGAUUGGUCAGGAGUGUGAUAAUUGGUGGAGGAAUCUGGGUUCUUGAAUCAUUGAUCUCGCAGUUUAUCCUCUGUGGGUUGACAGUUCUUGUGAAUGUACCAGUGUACGAAGCGCUCUUCUUCCGCAAAGACAAUGGUGCAAUACCCUUCUCCGCUAUGGUCACUUCCAUUGUUUUAGCUUCAUUGGCAUGCUUGAUUCCCAUAUCUUGAAUUAUGACUACUAAAAAUUGAUUAGAAUAAUAGACAAUAAGAUUAUGAAAGUCAAGAGUGACCAGAAUAUGAAAACUGGUCUAUUCCAAAGAACAACUGCUCAUUUAUUGUUGUAAAAUUCAUCAGCAAUCUACUGUGAUUUCGUCAUUGGAUACUAAAA